AUCAAAUCAAAAGUCAAAUCAAAACAAACUUCAUUCAAAAAUUGAUAAAGAAUUCGGGAGCUGGGGAGUGUCUGAUAAAAUUGUUUAUCUUUUUAUCAAUUAAACAAUGAAUAAAACCGAUUAAUUUUUACAUUUUGGUGAUAGUGAACGAUCUGAUACCGGCACAAUGGGUCAACGAGUUUCCCGAACCGAUUUUGAGUGGUGCUACACAGAAGAGCCCCAUGCAAGCCGAAGAAAACUAAUUCUAGAAAAAUAUCCGCAAAUUAAAAAACUCUUCGGCCAUGAUCCAAAUUUCAAAUGGGUAGUCACUGGUAUGGUAUUCACACAAUUUUUUCUCAUGUACAUAUUAAGGGACAGAUCGUGGCCAGUAUUGUUACUAGUUGCUUAUUGUUUGGGCGGAGUAAUAAAUCACUCUUUAAUGUUGGCAAUUCACGAAAUAUCGCACAAUGUGGCUUUCGGAUAUGCCAGGCCGAUGCACAAUAGACUAUUUGGGUUUUUUGCUAAUUUACCUAUCGGAAUACCGAUCUCGAUUAGUUUUAAAAAAUAUCACUUGGAACAUCACAGGUACCAAGGUGACGAACAAAAAGACACAGAUAUACCGACUGCUUUAGAAGCGAAAUUAUUCUGUACAACCUUUGGUAAAUUUAUUUGGGUAAUGCUACAGCCAUUCUUUUAUUCGUUUAGGCCCCUGGUAACAUACCCUAAACCUUUGACGAAUUUGGAACUUAUAAAUACAGCAAUUCAGGUGGCUUUUGAUGCUAUAGUUGUGUAUUUAUUUGGUUGGAGAAUGCUUGGAUACCUAAUCUAUGGUUCCAUAAUGGCUAUGGGUCUACAUCCAGUGGCGGGUCACUUUAUUUCGGAGCAUUACAUGUUCAAAAAAGGCUAUGAAACCUACAGUUAUUACGGCCCACUGAAUUUUAUAACUUUCAACGUAGGUUAUCAUAAUGAGCAUCAUGAUUUUCCGGCCGUGCCUGGGUCUUUACUUCCAGAGGUUAAAAGAAUCGCUCCAGAAUUCUAUGACAAUCUACCCCAACACCAGAGCUGGUCUCAGGUACUCUACGAUUUCGUGAUGGAUCCAGAUGUUGGGCCUUAUGCUAGAAUUAAAAGGAAGAAGAGAGGAUUCGAAAGCGAAUAAUUCGAAAGACAUAAUAAUAAUUUAUUUAUUAUUUAAUUCGAAAACAGAAAUUUUGGCUUUACAUUUACACAAAUUGUAUGCAUAUUUUUUAUAAUGUUAGAGUCUUAAGGCUUGUGAAUAUUUAUGCUGUUUUGAAACUCAUUUAUCAGAAAAUAAAUUCCAGUGAAUAAUUCGAAAGACAUAAUAAUAAUUUAUUUAUUAUUUAAUUCGAAAACAGAAAUUUUGGCUUUAUAUUUACAAAAAUUGUAUGUAUAUUUUUUAUAAUGUUAGAGUCCUAAGGCUUGUGAAUAUUUAUGCUGUUUUGAAACUCAUUUAUCAGAAAAUAAAUUUCAGUGAAUAGUGUGUGUGAUAAAUUCUGCUUUUUCAAGAAGGGCUUAUGUUGCUUUAAAGUGUAAUAGAGUCACUAUUGCGAUGUGCUGUAAUUGGUUGAACUCUAGCUAUAUUUGAAAAAAUGACAUAAUUAUGAUCUACAGCCAAUCACAGCCAAUUACUCGAGUAAAUCUUUAAGACACAAGAAAACGAAUAAUUAACUAUACUUUUAGUUAUUUUUCCUCUUACUAUAUAUAUACGUAACGUUUCUUUUAUAAUAAUUGUAAUAUAUUUUAAACUUAAGAUUAAACGAACAAAUGUAAAAUUUUUGCUAGGAUUAUUUAUUAUUAAAAUAUGUACUCGUAAUUUUUAAUUGUCAUUUUUCCUUCAAAUACCAAAAACUCCGCUUUAUACCUCUUCAUAUUGUGUAUUUAUUGUU
Messenger RNA from Ceutorhynchus assimilis (cabbage seed weevil), 1883 nucleotides. Lineage: Eukaryota; Metazoa; Arthropoda; Insecta; Coleoptera; Curculionidae. The record is from the annotation of a GenBank genome assembly.